AUGUCUCUUAACGUCUUGAUUUGGAAUGCCAGGGGUGUGGCCAACGUGAACACUCAGAGCAUGAUCAAACGUUUGGUGAAAGAUAAUAAGAUUAUGGUGUUAGCUAUCAUAGAGCCAAUGGUUAAUCCAAAGCCGGACUUCUUUAGUAGGGUGUUUGGCCUCAGUUUUAAGGGUGUUAACUGCAAUGGACAAAUUUGGGUGUUUGUGGCGGAGGGAAUAGAGGUAGAUGAGUGGGAUGAUUCAGAACAAAUUCUUCACGCUCGUUUUAUCACACCAAUGCUGUCUGCUCCAUUCUUUAUUUCAGUUGCAUAUGAGAAAUGCUUUAGAGAAGGAAGAAUUGAUAUGUGGAUUAAACUUCGAGAGUUAGCUGCAAAGAUGGAUGGUUUGUCUUGGCUUGUGGGAGGUGAUUUUAAUAUUUUUGUUUCAGAAGAGGAAAGGCAGGGAAGCAAGAGGAGGAGAACAAGGGAGAUGAUGGAGUUCGCAGAGGCUAUUAGUGACUGCCAGCUCCUAGAUAUUGGAGCAGAUGGCCCUAAAUUUACCUGGGCAAGAGAUCACUGCCCACUUUUGAUAGUGUGCCGGGUUCCUGGUCCGAGGGUCAGGCCUUCUUUCCGAUUUCAAAAUAUGUGGGUGAGGCAUCACUUGUUCUUGCAAGAGGUUGAGAGGUGCUGGAGGGAGGAUACAGGCACAAGGGGGUUGAUUAAUCUGCAACUUAAAUUGAGUCGGCUGAAACGUAGUUUGAAAAUUUGGAAUCGUGUCGUCUUUGGUAACAUCCUAGAGAAUUUGAGGAAAGCUGAAUUUGAGGCUAAAAAGGCUAUGGAGAAUUUUGAGCAGAAUCCUUCCCCGCUUUUACGUGCUGAAAUGAAUAGAACAUCAGCUGAAUUCAUUUUGAGUUUGAAGAUGGAAGAGGACUUUUGGCGACAGAAAGCGACUCUUAAGUGGGUGGCUGAGGGGGAGAGGAAUACGAAAUUCUUCCAUGGGUGGGUGAAGCAAAAAAGAGUCAAGUCAAGAAUUCACAUGAUAGAGGAAGGGGGGCAAACAUUGACAGAAGAGGUUGAUAUUAGGAAUUCGGCGGAAUUUUUUUUCAAAAACUUGCUCACUGAGGAUGUGGGUUCUCUGGGAGAACCAGAGCUAGAAAUCCUUUCUUCUCUGCCGGCUGAUGUAAACUUGUCUCAGUUAGAAGUAGACCCGACGGCUGAGGAGGUUAGACAAGUUGUUUUUGACAUAAAUGCGGAUAGCACAGCGGGUCCAGAUGGGUUUUCGGCCUUGUUUUUUCAAGCUUGCUGGGAUAUAGUGGGGAAAGAUGUGGUUGAGGCGGUGGUGGACUUCUUUGCUGGUGCUCAAUUGCCUAGGGGAAUUGCGGCAACUCUUAUUGUUCUUGUCCCGAAAAAGAAAAAUCCCACAAGAUGGGCAGAUUUCAGGCCUAUCAGUCUAUGUAACGUUAUGAAUAAGAUCAUUUCUAAACUCAUCACUAAAAGGCUUGCCCCUUUUCUGCCUUUGCUAACAGUGCCUAAUCAGAGUGGUUUUAUCAGAGGGAGGCUUUUAAGUGAUAAUGUCUUGUUGGCUAAGGAGAUGUUUCACGAAAUUUGGAAAUGUGUAGUAUCUCCAAACAUGGUCCUUAAAUUGGAUAUGGAGAAGGCCUAUGACCGGGUUCAAUGGCCGUUUCUUCUUAAAGUGUUAAAAUACAUGGGGUUCUCAGAGAAAUGGGAGAUGAUGUACCGCACAGCAAGGUAUACUAUGGGGGUUUCGCAUCUGGCGUACGCUGAUGACAUAAUCAUCUUCUCACAGGCUCGGAGUUCAGCCAUUGUAAAUCUGAUGGAAUGUCUAAGGCAUUACAUGCAAGUAUUGGGCCAAAAAGUGAAUGUGGGAAAGAGCUGUUUUUUUCUUGAUAAAAAGCACUAUUCGUGGGCUCAAGAGAUAACGGAAAUCAGUGGAUUUCAACAGGGGAGCUUCCCUUUCUCUUAUCUUGGUGUUCCAAUUUACCGAGGGCCUAAGAAAACUAGUUUGUUCUUGUUUCUUCGUGAUAAAAUUUCGUCGAGAAUCCAUGGAUGGAGUCACAGGCAUCUAUCUUUUGGGGGCCGGCUGACACUUUUAAAGAGUGUUCUCGGGGCAAUUCCUAUUCAUAUUUUCCAAGUCCUGGAACCGACAAAAGGGGCUCUGAGGCAGAUAGAGCAGGUGAUGGCUAGGUUUCUUUGGGGGUCAUGCAAUUCCUCAAGAAAAACUCACUGGAUAAAGUGGCAACAGGUUUGUCUGCCGACGGAUGAGGGAGGUUUGGGUAUCCGUGGUCUGGCUGACUCGAUGGAGGCUUUCAGCAUCAAAUUGUGGUGGAGAUUUCGCGAGCAAGGUUCACUGUGGGCCAGUUACAUGUACCAGAAGUAUUGCUCGACAUCCAUACCAAUGGUGACAUACCGAUCAAAUAGAUUUAGCCCGAUAUGGAGACGGAUGUUCAAAGUUGGAAAUUUGUGCCGGGAACAGAUAAGAUGGGUGAUUGGUGAAGGGAAUAUCAGCUUUUGGCAUGACUCAUGGUGGAACGAAAUGGAACUAUGGCUUUUAGCUGAUGAGGUGGGUCUAGCGGAUGAAAUCGUUGAGGAUAUUUUACAGGUCCCGAUCAAUAGGAGAGAAAAGGAUAGGGGAAGGUGGAAAUUUUCUGGCAAUGGGAAUUUUUCCAUCGCGUCUGCCUGGGAAUUGGUUCCUUCUGGUGGUGGUUUAGGAAUCAACCUAGAUUUAAGAUUUAGGCGGUGGCAGAGAUAUCUCAAUAUAUGUUCCAGUCAACAUUUAAGUGCAUUGCUUCCUUACCUUAUUCUUUGGGCUAUCUGGACAGAGAGAAAUGAAAAUGUUCACAGAAAUAAACCCCUUGAAGCUGAAAAUGUGAUUAGGAAAGUGUCCUCACUCUUGAGGAACUUGGUGUUGGCUAAGCUGGUAGGACCAGAACAGUGGAGAGAUUGCAGUCCGAGGCUGGAGAUUAUGAAUGGGCAGGUUCAAGAGAAGAGCAAGAGGAGAACUAGAAUGGUUCUAUGGCGUCCUCCAGAUCCGAGGUGGGUCAAGUUAAAUGUAGAUGGCGCGUUCUUAUCUUCUUCCCAAGUUGGAGGGGGUGGAGGAGUAGUGAGGGAUAGUGAAGGGGAGAUACUCUCGGCAUUCUCUGCAGGGUUGAAGGCGGGAUCAGGUCUGGAGGCUGAAGCAGCAGCGGUACUGAUAGGUAUCCAUCUGGCCAAACAGUUCGGUAAUCAAAUUUGGAUUGAGUUGGAUUCAGAGGUUGUUGUGCGUUGGCUCACUGAGGAUCAACUCGGGUCAGCUGAUUCUUGUAUCAUUUUGGCGAAGAUCAGGAGGGAAUUGGGAGGAACUAUCUGGAGAGCCUCACACAUUUUCAGAGAAGGCAACAAGGUUGCUGACCUGCUGGCGAAGAUUGGCCUGCAGUCUGAUUCUGAGAUUAUCUACACGCGAAUCUCAACACCUCCACGAGCUAAAGCUCUGUGCAGAAUGGAUCAAUGGGGCCUCCCGAAUUUUCGGUUUUGA
This is a messenger RNA of Salvia hispanica, 3510 nucleotides long. NCBI's taxonomy places the organism in Eukaryota, Viridiplantae, Streptophyta, Magnoliopsida, Lamiales, Lamiaceae. The record is from RefSeq and is a predicted model, not a curated record.